Molecule: messenger RNA, 958 nt
Organism: Mytilus trossulus (common blue mussel)
Lineage: Eukaryota; Metazoa; Mollusca; Bivalvia; Mytilida; Mytilidae
Exons: 1
Coding region: 32-934 (300 amino acids)
Molecular function (GO): protein binding
Source: RefSeq, a predicted model, not a curated record
AAUUGAAGCAACUGACGCCUUAAAUCUUGAAAUGGUUAAUAAUUAUAUGAUAAUUGCUUUAACCUUGUUAAGUGUGAUUCAGCUAUAUUUCUCCGAAAAAAUUGAGAUAGGAAAAGAUGAAAGGUUAAUAUCAGAUAACCCUACUGUGAAGAAACGGGGUGAAGAUUUUAACUGGUUCAAAACCAUAGAAUUUGUCGUCAAUUCACAGAAAGAGAUGUGUGAGAUGAAAACAGCUCGAUUAGAAAAGAAACUUCGACAGCGAGAAAGACAACUGGAGACACAUGAGUCGAAAAUCGACGAAAUUAAAUCUGUGCUUAAAAACCUUGAAGUUGUUAUUCCGUCUAAAAAGAUAACACGUAUCACGAAGAAUCAAGACCGGCUUAAAUUGGAACAUAAAACACUUAUCGACAAACUUACUUCUCAAGAAAAAAGACUAGAUCUGUAUGAUAAAAAUCAAAUUAAAAUCAAAUUGAACCAGGACAAAAUUAUGAGUGACAUCACUUCAUUAGAAAAGCGCUUUUCUGUUCCAGUUAAAAGACCAAUUGUUGCGUUUUCGGCUUUUGCACACAGUCAAUCCAAUGUUGAUCCUGGGGCGACAAUAAAAUUUUUGGGAGUCACAUCUAAUGAAGGGAAUGCUUUCAAUCGUUUAACAUCCGUUUUCACCGCUCCGUUUUCUGGAUCUUACGUAUUUAUGUGUUCAAUUUUAACUAAGUCUGGGUCUGCGUUAGAAGCCUUCCUGAAAGUUAACGACACUUAUAAAAUGCUCGUAUAUCCUGAUGCUCGGAAAGGAAACUGGAAUCACGCUAUGAAUGCAGUCAUUCUCAAUCUGAAGAAGGGGGAUCGUGUGUGGAUGGAAAAGAACAAAAACUACGGACAGAGACCAUUUUAUGUCCACGGGUAUUUCAGUACAUUUUCUGGAUUUUUUAUUGGAUAAUAAGGUGCUAAUGUUAUUUUUUCG